Messenger RNA from Neurospora hispaniola, 1456 nucleotides. RefSeq lists its product as uncharacterized. Bases 329 to 1456 code for a protein of 375 amino acids. The transcript is spliced from 5 exons. The record is from RefSeq and is a predicted model, not a curated record. Lineage: Eukaryota; Fungi; Ascomycota; Sordariomycetes; Sordariales; Sordariaceae.
UUUUUUUUUUUUUUUUUUUUUUUUUUUCUUCCUCGCAAUGGCGCUUGUCUCGUCUUGUCUCGUCUCGCUUGGGCUGAUCACUGAUGCGUCGAUGGGUUUUUUGCCCGCUCGUUCAGCUGCUGCACGGGUAUAACGGGCUGGUCCAGUGAGUGGUGAGUGGUGGGCGGUGGUCGAUCUUUAGGUUGGUCCGGGUUAGGUAGGCCCGCCGCCUGCGUGUGGUGGUUCAGGUUGUAUGCCGUGUGGAUGUGGAUGUCUGGGCCCGAUGUACCUUGGCACACUCGAGGCACAGUAUAUGAUGUAGAGGCAAGCAGUGUACCUAAGUGACUUUAUGGUAGUUGUGCCGCUGAGGCGAUGGUCAAGCUCUCGCUUUUCUAAUAGAGGAGGAAGCUAUUCCACGAAGAAGAAGAAGAAGAGAGAACAAUGGAAAGAAAGAAGCCAUGGUGUCGGCACAGAUCGGAUGGAAACUGCCUGGCAUGGAGUCUCUCUUGAGAGGAACAGCCCGAGACGGCACGGCAGAGAGAUGGACAUGAGGACCUUUCUCAGGGUAGCAAUUCCCCAUCAACUAAAAAGAAGACAAGGUUUCGCCGCUAAAGCACCUGCCCAGUGCCCACAGCAGCAGCAGCAGCAGUGUCUCUCCACACGUCCAGCCGUAGGUUGCCCACGGACCAAGUCGUCGUUCGAUGCGGAGACCGUUUUUGACGCUUCAGAUGGGGCUACGGGGCAAUGUUACAGAACAUGGCUUUUCAACCAUGAUUGUAGUUCCUGGCUUUUGGCUUUCAGCACGGCCCCUCACUGGCCAACGGGGGGAUGGAAUGGGGGAGAACCACACGCGCAACAUCCGCAAAGAGGAAAUGCUGCCAGCGAAUGGCGGUUGACUGCUUGCAUGAAGGACCUAGAAAAAGGGGAAAGCGGCGCAUCACAAAAGAAGCUCCUCCUCCUCAAGUCACCAGAGGCGCCACCUUGCGAACCAAAAAUCCCCACCACGACCGACAUGAACAUUGAUCUCAUAUGGACUGUUGAAAAGCCGCGAUGGAGACUGGCUCGGAUAUGCCUGGGGCUGGCGCAAUGCUGGCGGCCACUGAAAUGUCGCUUGCCAAGCCGUUUGCCGGUGGAUAAAGCCUUGCAGUCCUGUUCAAUAAUUCUCGCAUUGGAUGUGUCAGUGUCCGGAUGCCGACGGGUUGGCACUCUCCCACCCAAUUUGGCCUUAGUGCAUGUCACACGUCAGCAGAGUGUGGCCGCGGUCCAUCUUCAAGUUAGUGUACUAGGUUGUGCGAGGUCCGCUAUGCAGUCCCUGCGCCCCGUCGGCGACUUGAUCAGCAGCCGCACCGGCGCCGCCAGCGUCACAAAUUGGAUACCUCCAACCCUUGAAAUGGAUAUCAAAAAGAUUAAAAUGAUGGAGCAACGGGGAACCGCUAGACACGACAACAGCCAGACAGACGGCAACAAGUGUCGCUGA